This is a messenger RNA of Pomacea canaliculata, 6979 nucleotides long. Its product is annotated as uridine-cytidine kinase-like 1. The record is from RefSeq and is a predicted model, not a curated record. Bases 79 to 1116 code for a protein of 345 amino acids. Gene Ontology annotation, cellular component: cytoplasm. Gene Ontology annotation, molecular function: ATP binding; kinase activity. The transcript has 9 exons. Lineage: Eukaryota; Metazoa; Mollusca; Gastropoda; Architaenioglossa; Ampullariidae.
GCACGCUGAAAGGUGAAGGAAGGAAAGAGCGUAGAUGUGCCAGUGUACAACUUUGCGACACAUGCUCGGGACCCGCACAUGAAAACAAUUUAUGGGGCCAACGUUGUGGUUUUUGAGGGCAUCAUGGCAUUUACCAGCAAAGAAUUGCUCAAGCUGAUGGAUCUGAAAGUGUUUGUUGACACUGACUCAGAUGUGCGCUUAGCUCGCCGUCUGCGCCGUGACAUCAGUGAAAGAGGCCGUGAACUGGAAGGUGUUUUGAAGCAAUACAACACCUUUGUGAAACCCUCUUUUGAACAUUACAUAGAGCCAACAAUGACAUAUGCAGAUAUCAUUGUGCCUCGUGGAGGAGACAAUGACGUGGCCAUCAAUUUGAUUGUCUUGCAUGUGCAUACUCAACUGCUUGCGCGUGGCUUCAAACUACGCAACCAGCUGGCCUCUGCAGAGCAUCGCUUCCAACCACUUCCAAACACUUUGUGCAUACUUGAGAAGACCCCGCAGGUACAUGGGAUCCACACAUUUAUACGUAAUGUUGAAACCAGCCGGGAUGAGUUCAUCUUCUACUCCAAACGUCUGAUGCGUCUUUUGUUUGAAUUUGCUCUUUCAAUGCUUCCAUUCAGGGAAAUGACUGUGGAGACACCUCAGGGUAUUGACUACACUGGCAAGAAAAUUUCUAACAUCAAGAUUGCAGGUGUGUCCAUACUUCGUGCAGGGGAGACAAUGGAACAGGCACUUCGGGAAGUGUGUAAAGAUGUCAGUAUUGGCAAGAUCCUCAUUCAGACUAACCUGGACACAGGAGAACCUGAGCUACACUAUUUGCGACUACCGAAGAACAUAAAGGAGUAUCAUAUCUUUCUCCACGAUGCAACCGUAGCAACAGGAGCUGCUGCUAUGAUGGCCAUCCGUGUCCUGCUGGAUCAUGAUGUUCCUGAGAGCAGCAUCACACUCUGCUCAUUGUUGAUGGCAGAAUCAGGGGUACACUCUGUGGCCUAUGCUUUCCCCAAAGUGAAGAUUGUGACAACUGCUGUGGACAAAGAGGUCAAUGAGAAAUUCCACAUCCUGCCUGGCAUAGGUAAUUUUGGUGAUCGAUUCUUUGGUACUGAUCUGACAGAAAACUAGCAGUGGUGUCAGGGCCAUAUCUGGCUUGUACAGUGGCCUGCCUUACAGUGGAAAUCUAGAAGCAUUUAUUAGUACCGGUGCAAGAAAUGGAGUACAAAUGUGUGAGAGACAGUGAGUUUGAACAAGUGUUGUUAAACAUUGUCUUUAAUUUUAUUGGCUUGGGUACUUGUUUCACUUGGUGAAAAUGAUUAUGUUUGUGUGUCAUUUCUUAAAUGUAUAGUGAAGGUUGAGUGCUGCUGUUGUGAGCUCAGAGGUCUGUCAUGUACCCUAUGUCCCCUAAAAUAUGCAUGCAUGUGUUUCAAAUACAUUUCAUGUAUAAUAAAACAAAUCAUGCAAUGAAACAUUCCACAACAUGCAUUGGAAAUUGUGCUAAAAACUUGAAGUGUUUUAAAAUUGUAUGAUAUGUUAGUGCUCCUGUUUGCUGGUAUUUGUUUUUAUGUCAGAUGUCUGUGGAUUUAAAAACUCUACCAUUAUUUUGCAUUGUGCAUGCAUCAUGUUUAAAACCUGCACAUUAAAUCCUUUGCAUGCACAUUUUAAUGGGGACCUGUGUGCUUGGAUGGACAUCUGAGCUGAUAGCAUAUCUCUCCUGCCAGUAAAGGCAAAAGAUGAGAUUUAUUUUAUUAAGUAAUUUUUUUCUGAAAUGGCAGUUUGUUGUUUUUUUUUACUUGAUUUCCCCAAUCAGCCUUGCCUACCAGACUCCACAUUUACAUUUUUUUCUCAGGUUUUAUAUGUACCUUAUAUAAGCAGGGACAAGGAUGUUUCUGAUCCUGGUUUGUAACUCAUGUUCAUCACCAAGAAGCCAUGGAAACUGCAAGGGGAUAUGUGUUCUUUCUUGCCAUUUAGAAAACGGAUUCAGAAUAUUUCAUUCUGGUACCUGGUAUAUGUGUUGAUAGCUCUAGUUAAGACCUUUGUUCUUUUUCUGUCUAUAAAGAUCCAUAGUUUACUUUAAGCUUCAGAUUAUAUCAUACAAUAAUAGAUAAGCUGUGUGAGUAGGUCACAGUUCCUGACCUCGCUAAAUGGUCCAGGUCACACACACAAAAAAAACAUUUUGAAACAAGAGUGUCAGCUUAACUCAAAAGGAGUCACUUCAUAGACCAUUGUUAUAAAUGUCUGUGCGAGUGCUAAGGCAGUUCAGGAAAACUAGUCAAUAUUUUAUUCUCCAUUGCUAAAGGUAGACUAAAGGAUGUAACUGAGGAUGUUGCUUGAGGAAUUAUCUUUAUGUAGUUAUUUUUCUGGGCAUUGUUUAGUUGGUUGUUUCCUGGCAAUUAUUUAAAAUUUUCUAGUCCUAUAGUGACUACAUAUCGAAAAUGGUGUGUCAGAGAUAAAAGGUUUCAUGUCGAUCCUAAGCUAAAAGGCCCCCAUAAACCUUAUGCAUAUGCAUAACUUAUUUCUGUGUUUAGAUUCCUUAUGGAUCAUCUCAUUGUUUUAACAAAGAAACUGGAUUUUUGGCAUUGGUAAGAUUUGUGAUAAUAUUAUCCAGUUUGGUGUAGUAGCCUACUUCAUGGCGUUUUUUUUCUAUAUAUACAAUUUACAUGCUGUUCUAAAUAGGAAAAAAAAGCUUGAAAAUUCUUUUAAGAAAAUUUGAAUUCUACUAAUGUUUAUCUAUUUAUAAGAACAAAAACCACAGUUGUAUAUUACAUGAUUAUUUUUUCAAAAUGAUAAAAAUUCAUGCAUCCAGCGAGAAAGACCUGUGCUGAAGGGGCAUGACUGGUGAAUCAAUAGAAUACUGAAUGCCAGUGGUUUUCUGGCACAUUUCUGAAAACCUUAAGGUCUUGGGAAAAGUUUAUUACAAUUAAGGUCUCAUGUAUUCAUCAAAACAUUAAAAACAAAAAUCAAAAAAGAAACUGAAAUCACUUGUAUAGGUUAAUAGGGAAAGGUUUUUACUGCUGCUGGAUUCUGGGUAGAAUAUAAGAGGUUUUAGUUUUAGAUGUUUAAACUUGUAUUUUAGUUUCAGGCCAUUUGGGCAGUCUGAUGGACAGUCAGUGAAGUUACCAGUGGCAUACGGGAAUGUGUUGAAGCAGUGAGAUUUUACUAAUGUCACACUGGACACAGUGGGUUUUCUUUGUUUUGUUUUAAAAUGUAGCAGCAUUCCUGGCCAAAUUUAGAUAUGCAGAGCUUUUAUCUUCCCGUCCACUUUGUCUCUGAUAAAGUGCAGACCUUCCAAAGAUCAGAGAUGAAAAAGAGUGGUUGAAAUGGAAGGUCUUUAUGAAUAUAUCUAUUUAAUAAUGCUUCUCCUCCUCUGCCUUGUGCUCCCCACCCCCCUGCCUCCCCAAAAUGCAAGACAUCCCAGAAUUCUGGGGCAAAAAUUAUAUCAGAGACUGGUUCUUUGAGAAGACAUUGCUUAUUUUGGAAAACACUGUUAAAAAGGUUUUACUAUCGAUGUUUUGCUGAUGAUAGGACAUAGUAAAGGAAGUAUAUGUGAUUAGCUUUUGUUAGUUCAGGAUAGAUGGCGUAGUGCAUCAUCAUUUCAUUGAAUUUUUCUGUUGAAGCAGUAAAGAUAUGGAUGAAAGAUUUCUUUUCGGAAUAUACUGUUGUUUGCGUAAGUGUACUUUCAUGGCCCAUAAGAUAUUAGUGUUAGAUAUAGAUUGGAACAGACACGACUUGCUCAGUCACUUUUGCUAUAUUGAUCUCCACAAAUCAGUUUUAUUCGACUUGGAUGGAUGGACAAGGGUAUGAGUCAGUCACCACCUUUGCCUAACACAAUGGAUGAUUGACUCAUCAGGACUCGGUUUAAAAAAAAUUUCUCAUAACCAAGUUCCGGGUAAACAAAUUUUGGUUUAAUACUGCAGUGAUGCUGAAGAUGCUUCCUCUAAAUAAUUCCCUAUUGAACAAGAGGAUUUUAAUUUAUUUUUAUUUCUGCAAUUUGAGAAUGUGUAUGACUUAGUGGUGUUUGUGUGUAGUCUAAAAUGUGUGUUUUAAAAUUGUCCCUUGAAUGCUAGUGGUUGUGUGAAGCAGGUUUGAAUGAGAACCAUGUGAAAGAUGAAUAUAUUUGAAUGAAUGGAAGAAAAUAGUUAACAAUGUAAACCUACAUUUACUUGUGGAAGCGGGCAUGUAUUUAGUGCUGAAGGCAAUAUUUAAAUUGUGCCAUUUUAAGUUUGUUUAAUUUUUGUAACAUAAAAGAAUUUACAUUUACACCCAGAUAAAGUUUGUGUUUGCAUUUUAGUUUUUCGGUGAUUAUUUUUGCAUUUCAUUGCCAUUUUUGGUUUUUGCUCGAUAUCAGACUCACAGUAAGAUUUCUGUUUGAAUGAAGAUCAGACACCAAAACAAGAAGAAAAUAAAGAUAUGUUCCUAUCUUGGCAUUUACAAGACUUAUUGUACAGACAUGUAUAUCCAUUUCCUUUGUGCAUUUAUAGCAUGAAGUGACUGGCUAACAGGAGCCCAGUUACUUCAGUCCUUUUCUAAAAACCUGAAGAAAGUACUCCAUGUAGGUCAGUACAGACAUCAUUUAUAACUUCAAUUCAUGGCUUCAGUUCACAUAAGUAAAGAUGAAUAUCAACUAAUUCUCAAUUUGUUUAUGACCAAGAAAAAAGAAAAUUCGGUUGCUGGAAAAGAUCAAAGCAUGUUUAGUGUCAUCAUAUUUACAAAGUUUUGGUAACUGACAUGAAUGUGUAUACAAAGAAAGGGAUUUUUUAUUCUCUUUUUGCUUCACCAUUUUUUUAAAGUUGCUUCUUUACUUAAGACUUCGUGAUUUCAGACUGGCAGUAAAAUUAGGUUUGUGAUAUUUCUGAGAAAACAAUCCUGAUAUUUUUUAAUUCUAGCUUUGGCGAAUGUUGCUGAAAUUCUGUGGAUGUUUCUUACAGAAGCUUAGAACGUUUUCUCUCAAGAAAUAUCACUUGUUCAAGAGAAAAAAACCCAGGGUCAUUCUGAAGUGGAACACAUUCAGAUCUGUUAUUUCAGGAAAAAUUGGCAGAAAGAAAAAACUGUUUAUUGCUACUUUUGUCUUUUUUGUUAUUGAGAUUAGUGGUCCAAACAAAUUUUUAUGAACAGGUAACAAUGAAAUACACUAAUGAAUGCAGAUGGAUAGCUACAUUUCUUUCCUAAUGAUCAAUUCCUAAUGUUCAUUGAAGCUUAGGUUUAUCCCCUCUCCCAGCCUGAGAGGAACUGAGCACCGACAAGCUAGGCUCAGAUUUUUUUUUAAUAACAUUGUAAAAACGCCAUUCCUGUUUUUGGUCAGCAUUAUCGAGGACCAAGGAUUAGUGUUUUAGCAGAAGGCACAGUCACAUGAUGUGUCAUUUUAUUCCCCCUCAGAAUUGGUAAAAACAGCUGUCUGCAUUGGAAGAAAAGAUUGCAUGUCAGCUGCUAAGAUCGUUGACAGGAUUCACUCUGUGAGAACCAUUUACACUAUUCCACAAGCCUUGUGAUUUUCAUAGAUGUCAAGUUUAUUUCAGCAUAAAACAUCAUUAUGUAAUUGUCCCCCUCGCCCAAAAAAAAAUCAAGCAGGAGGAAUAUUUUUUUUUUCUUUUUUCAUUCCCACACAUUAGUUUGAGCAUUUUAAAAUGUCAUUUUUGCUAUAACUUGGACAUGACACAGCGAUAACUUGCGACAAAGGAGCUUGUCAUUUGGAAAAUGCACAGUAACAGGUUCAGGACUGCAGGAAAACUAAUAGCAUUGGUUAUGUGCAGGAUACUUCGUAGAUUAUUAAUUUCAUUGGAGAUAUCAGCAUUUUGAGACAACCAGUAAACAAACAAACAAAUCCAAAACUUGUGUACCAUUGGUGGUGGAGUUAGCACCACAAUGAGGACUGAGGGACGUAGCUGUAGUUUCAUGUCAAGAGGGGUUAGUCACAUUGGAAGAUUAAGUGUUUUUUUUUUUAAAGACAGCAAAUUAUACCAUGCUUUUGACAACAAAACUGUUAAUGUAGCUAUUUCUACAGUUUUGUCUACACUUCAGACAAGAUGCCAUAUGAUGCUUGUCUGCACAUGAGGAUUUUCUUAAGUAAUUAUGAAAUGGACAGGUGGAUUUUUCUUUGCUGACAAAACCCUGCUUGAAGCAGGUGCCUUGGCUUGCCAGACAUUAAUUUGUUUCAUGUACAAUUUAAAUUGGUAACCGAGGAAAAGGAAUUAAGGCAAUAUUUGUAUGAUUUGCAUAAAAUGAAACAUAUUGUAACAAGCCACUUGUAGUGCUGCUGGGAGAAAUAUGAUAAAAAGUGUCUUUAACAUACAAUUGUUUUGUGCACAUUGUUCCCUUCUGAGGAUUUAUCUUGUGUUGCAAGAGGACAGAAAUAAACUUUGAAUAUCUUACCGGAGAGACAAGAGCGUGCAUGUAUUUUCAGGCAUGAAGUGUUUGUCAAGAGUUAUUCAAACAGUGUUCAAGAACAAUUUGCUGUGUAUUAUGAACGCAUUGUAUGGUCCAAAAGAAACUUCACACAUGAUCAGUAUUAUAAAUUUGUCCUAAAAUGCACAGCACCAGGAGCUUGCUAAAGGGGAGGGAGGACUUCUCCCACCCACAUUUCCUGUAGCUUUUUGGAAGUAACACCUCAGGCAUUUCAUUUUGACACAUUCUAUAAAAUGUGCUAACUAUAAAAGAUUAUGAUCUUUAUAGUUCAUGUUAUAAUGUUAUGCUUUAUUGUAAGAGUAUUUGUGCUAAAAUAAUUUUCCCCACAUCUUGAUAUCCCGAGCUUGGUAAACUGCUGGCAGAGGUCUUUAAUACAGAAAAAAUCUUUAAAGUGGACUUUAAUUAAACUGGGAUUUCUUUUUCUUAGACGAGGAAAGGAGUACAAAAGAGAUGAGAGUUGUGAAGAUUUUUCCUUUGUAUAUAAAUAAUUAACUUUGACAUAUCUUCUCAGUAAAUACAAACUGUGCCAUUCUGAUAACAAGAAAACAAUGUAUAUAAAGCCCUUUGAAUUAAAUUAUUCUUACGGGCA